AUGGAUUCUAAUGCCACUGUAACGCCGGUCGCGAGGUUCCAAUUUCAAACGACAGCGUCGCAAAAUCUAGAUAUAACUUGGGCGACUGUAGUGGUAGCAUUCUUACUCGUCGCAAUCACGACUCGUUUUCUCAGUGGCUUUCUCGGGACAUCGAAGCCUGCUCAAAAUGGAUCCAGAAGCGUACCGAUGCUCCCAUAUUGGAUACCUAUCGUCGGACAUAUUCCACAGUUCAGCUUCUCACCACAAAGAUUAUUGGACAAAGCACGCGACACAUAUAGGAGCGGUGUGUUUGCACUGAACUUGGGCAGCACGACUCACAACAUCGUCUUUUCACCUUCCAUGGGCGGAUCCUUGAUGAAUCAGAAGCACUCCAUUGCCAACAUGGAUUCGGUGGGGAAACACAUCUUGACUGCUGUAUUUGGUUAUCCAACCUCAAAAGCAUCGAUGCAGAGAUACGACCAAGCCUUAGUAGGAUUGAACGCAUGUUAUAAGCAUUUACUUUCCGAUCCAUCUCUAAAAGAGAUGAUCCAGAGCACGAUCGAUGUGACAAAACGGAACAUCGCCAACCUUGUCACCUUCUCUGAGAGCAGAGUUGAUCAGGUGGGAUGGGAGCGAACAAGCAAUGCCGAAACAGUAAUCAAACCCAAUGGAGAACAAGUUGUUGAGGCUAGCAUGAUGCACUUGGUCCGCGAUUUCGUUGCCGCCAAUGCCAAUCCGUCACUUAUCGGUUCUGACUUUGUAGACAAUAACCCUGAGUUUUUCUUGGAUCUCUGGGAUGUGGACAAAGGAUUCAAAUGGCUGGCGACUGGACUUCCCGCCUGGCUUCCCAUUCCUCAAAUUUGGAGAGCAAAAAUUGCUCGCAGUCGUUCUCUGAAUGCCGUACUCGCAUUCGAGGAAGCGAUGGAAAAGGCAGCGAAUGGAGAAAAUCCAGGUCAAGAAUGGCAGUAUCUUGAGAAUGUUGGUCCUGUUCUCGCAGAGAGAUUGAAGCUAUAUCGCCAACUUAACUUCACAAUGGAAGAACGAGCAGCCUUGGAUCUUUGCCUCCUAUGGGCGAUGAAUGCAAAUGCAAACAUGCUGGUGUUCUGGAUGCUCAACCACAUCUAUGCUGACAAGAAGAUCCUAUCUUCACUGCGCGAGGAGAUUGCACCUUUCGUGCAUGCCGUCCAACCGAAGCAACUAUUCGGCGUGCCAGAGCCGCCACGAAUCGACACCUUCGAUCACGAAGCCCUAGCAAGCAAAUGUCCGUUGCUCAAAAGCUGUUACGUCGAGUCUCUACGCCUAGAUGCGGCCACUUGGAGUUUCAGAGUCAUGCAAGAAAAUCUGGUUCUCCCGGCUUCCAGAGAAAAGGACGCCGAGAAGUUCUUCUUGAAAAAGGGAACUUAUACUCAUAUCGCUCAUUCGAUCCACCACACAGAUCCAGCCUACUUUGACGAUCCACACGUAUGGAGGGCAGAUAGGCAUAUCAAGCCCGAGCAAGAAGGCGAGGAAGUGUCUGUAAACAUGGGAACUAUAAGACCAUAUGGUGGUGGACACUCCAUGUGCAAAGGUCGAGCAUUUGCGCAGAAGGAGACGUUGGUAUUCAUCGCGGCAUUCAUCAGUAUGUGGGACAUGGAACCCGUCGGAGGCGGCGCCUGGAAGAUGCCAAGUUACAAACCUGCCACUGGAGUGUAUAGCACGAACGACAACGUCCGGGUGUGGAUUUCGCGUCGUGAGGACUUGCCCCAGGUUUAA
This is a messenger RNA of Aureobasidium melanogenum CBS 110374, 1731 nucleotides long. Its product is annotated as cytochrome P450. The transcript is spliced from 2 exons. NCBI's taxonomy places the organism in Eukaryota, Fungi, Ascomycota, Dothideomycetes, Dothideales, Saccotheciaceae. Bases 1 to 1731 code for a protein of 576 amino acids. Gene Ontology annotation, molecular function: oxidoreductase activity, acting on paired donors, with incorporation or reduction of molecular oxygen; iron ion binding; monooxygenase activity. The record is from RefSeq and is a predicted model, not a curated record.